This is a messenger RNA of Dicentrarchus labrax (European seabass), 5248 nucleotides long. It is a transcript of the gene tle5, whose product is annotated as TLE family member 5, transcriptional modulator. Gene Ontology annotation, cellular component: nucleus; transcription regulator complex. The record is from RefSeq and is a predicted model, not a curated record. The coding region runs from base 1105 to 1695 and encodes 196 amino acids. Gene Ontology annotation, biological process: regulation of DNA-templated transcription; negative regulation of canonical Wnt signaling pathway. Gene Ontology annotation, molecular function: transcription corepressor activity; protein binding. The transcript is spliced from 7 exons. NCBI's taxonomy places the organism in Eukaryota, Metazoa, Chordata, Actinopteri, Moronidae.
GCUGUGUUUCUGUGUGGGGCGUACAGCUCGGCAGCGUCGCGUCUACCUACCAGCUCCAGGAAUGGACUGACUCUCUAGCUUCACCACCACUGAACAAAAUCCACUAUUUCUCCACCACGACUCGCUUCAAGGGACAAACGUUCAGAGUUUGUUUGGUUUUUUUCUACUCGCGCUCGGGCUCCAUUUUUAAUUUUAAGUUGUUUUUCCGACCGAGCGACAACGCAGAUUUUUUUUGGCCCCACUCGCGAGACUUAUUUGUAGCCGUUGGACGAAACGGGAUUCAACUUAAACGAACCCGCAGACAUUUUGUUAUUUCUGAAAAUUAGACAAUUUUUUUCCUCACCCCUCUUACUUUCUUUUCCGCCAGCGUAGUCGCAAACGGGCUUGAAGAAAGCGAACCGAAAGCUUUUUGAAGGACCCACCACAAGGCGACUGAAGACACCAUUACACCCUCCUCUCGCUAGCUACUCGUCCAAACACCGCUCUCUCUCUCUCUCUCUCUCUCUCUCUCUCUCUCUCUCUCCCCCUCUCUCUCUCUCUCUGUGUGUGUGUGUGUGUGUGUGUGUGUGUGUGUGUGUGUGUGUGUGUGUGUGUGUGCGCACCAACGUUAUUAAUUUACACGCGUUGUGCUCGCGUCGUCGCCGCUGCCGCUUGAGCGUUGAGGCGGAGGAAAGAAAGAAGCUUUGCAGCCGCGAUGGAUCAUUGACUGACAGCUUUUGAAGAAUUAGCUAGCUUAGCCAGUGAGGAGCCAGCGCUGAUGGUGGUUUCCUGUCCACAGACACAGUAAAUACGGGAGUCGGGACAGGUACAGCUGAAUGGUUUUUGCUAUCACCGAGACAAGACACCGACUGUUUUACCUCGCUUGCGGCUAAAACAAAAAAAAAAAAAAAAAAAGUGCAUUACUCACAUUCAGCGUGGUUAUUUAUUUUUUUUUUUUUUAAGGGGGGGUCGCUUCGCUAGCUACCAUUAGCUAGUCAUCCUGCUAACGCUGGACAGCUCCUGUUAGAGGCUGGGCCAGUUUUGGACAAAGGACCAACGCAAGGAAAAAUAUAAACACAGAGCACUCAGUUGAUCGUGUUUGACAGCAACAAACAAGGAAUUGACAUGAUGUUUCCACAAUCAAGACACUCAGCUUCAUCGCAGCAGCUGAAAUUCACAACCUCUGACUCCUGUGACAGGAUCAAGGAUGAGUUCCAGUUCCUCCAAGCACAAUACCACAGUUUGAAGCUUGAGUGUGACAAGUUGGCCAGUGAGAAGUCAGAGAUGCAGCGCCAUUAUAUCAUGUACUAUGAGAUGUCCUACGGGCUCAAUAUUGAGAUGCACAAACAGGCUGAGAUAGUGAAGAGAUUGAACGGGAUCUGCGCACAAGUCCUCCCCUACCUGUCUCAGGAGCACCAGCAGCAGGUCCUGGCGGCCAUAGAGAGGGCCAAGCAGGUCACCCCCCCAGAGAUGAACUCCAUCAUAAGGCAGCAGCUCCAGGCUCACCAGCUGUCUCAGCUCCAGGGUCUGGCCCUGCCCAUGACCCCUCUGCCGCUGGGCCUGAGCCAGCCAACCCUCCCUGCCGUCACCACCUCCUCCGGUCUCUUCUCCCUCUCCUCCCUGCUGGCCUCCCAAGCCCAGCUGGCCAAGGAGGAGAAAGCAUCACGUGACGGAGUUGACAGCCACCGCGAGGAGGACGGAGACAAGUCUGAUUAGAUGGUGUCCCCCAUUCAGCUCUGUUUUUAUCCAGAGACCUGAAUACCCAAAUCUGAGCCCCCCUUGGCCUACAGCCUCUCCCCUGGUCUCCCUCUCUCUGACCUUAGCAAACAUGGGUUUCACUCCCAUCCCUGCAGCUCCAGUUACAGACCCCUAACCGUGUCCUUAUGUCCUGAUCUCUUCAUAUUUUUCACACUUGGGUUGUUUCUUUACCUUCCCUUUCGUUGUCUUUUUUGUAUCCGAUUUAACUUCAGUUUUUUUGGGUUUAUGUUUUUUAUCAGGACAACUUUCUAUUUCUGUUCCUUCCUGCCUCCCUGUCGCACUGCCUCUGAGUUCUUAUUCCUGUUUAGUUUCUGUUUUUUUCCCUCCAUGCCUCUUUCUCCCACUCUCCUCCACCUCUUGCCUCUGUUCUAAGCAGGUCCUUGUUAUGUAGGACUGAUCUGUGAGACUGAACGCACUGUACUGUAGGUGUUAAAACAGGCUAAAUGUUAAACACAGGGAUUCUUGGCAAGCUGUAAAACUUGUCAGACACAACACAGGAUUCCUACAAACUUCAUUUUCCUAAGACAGAGGUCUUACAGAGAUCAGUAGUGUUGAUAUUUUUGGCAGUUGAGAUUGCAUGCAUUGAUUCCAAGCUAAAGGUUGAGUUUUGAAUUGAAACGGUGGGUUGUUAUGGCUCAGAUAAAGUACUUAAAUAGUGCCCUCAUGCCCCGGAUGAAGAGACAAACGCCGCUAAACCUGCACAGACGUCCCAACCAAAAACUGCUGCUUUCAGAGCAGAAUCUUUGUAAUGAGAAAGCCAUCUCCAAUCGACAAACUAGAGAUGUUGUGUAUAAUCCUAAAUUUAUAUGGAUGAAGGAAAAGCACCUUCUUAGAGCAAAUUUCAUGCGGAGAGCUGUCAGAAUAGAUAACAAACCCACCUUAGUAAGUAAUCCCCCCUACUUACGAUCCUCGCCUGACCCUGUGAGGUACGUCAGAUAAAUCCACCCAGCACCUUAACUGAAAGGCAACAUUUUCAUCAGUAGUUAACUACAGAGAGAUGCCACUUGACUCCUGCACCCUCCCACCACCUUUUUUUUCAUCUUUAAUGUGCACUAACAUUAGAGCAGGCACUGAGGGGAGAGAGUGUGCAUGUUGUGUGUUUGACAGCAGAGGGCAGUGUGUGUCUUUGAGGAAUGCUCCUCACUGAGUUUAGACCUGAGCAAAACAAGGACAAGACAAUGACAGAAUACAGGCUGUGUCACAAAGGGAGAAUGGCUUAUUUAUCCACUCUGUGUGUACAAACUUAAUAUACAGAGACUAGACUGGUGACAUUAAUCUCUGCAUGCGGUCAGUCCCGGUCUCUGUCAUGAUCCAGUUCUUGAGAAAUGGUCUUUGGUCUAUUUUAAGGAACAUCUCGGCGUGAAACUAAAACACAACUUGGACCCGUGCUUUUGAUCCUGUUCUGUAAAUUCAGAUUUAAAUACUGUACAUGUUGAUUCACUGUAAAUAUACAACUCUGUCACAUAUCACACUAACACGACAUUAUACAGAGGAUUUAACACCUACAUACAACACCGAGUGGGAGAUCAACAAACCUAUCAAAAUCAAAUCAGUGCAGAUCACACAGAUGAAGCACAAGCGUCCUCCACAGCUGCUCUGAUGAAAAAAAAACACCUCCCCCUCAUUCUCACACACACCUACUCAGCUGUUUUCAAUUACCUUGUCCGAUUGGGCCUCUAGUCAGGUGGCGAUUAGGUAAAACUGUGUGAUGUCAUCAAACUCUGGCUGUGUUAAAAAAAAUCUUAGGUGUCUCAAAAAAACGCUUAGGAUAUAAUCGCAACAUCCCCAGUUUGAUUACAGCAGGAGACCUUUGUUGAAGGAUAAUGCCCCAUUUAAUUACUUGGGUUUAAUUACCUAGUGAUGAACUUAUGUGAGGCGUCCGUGUUCAUUUGGCUUUCAGGCAUUUCUGUAUUAUUAAGGGGCCAAGUCAGAUAUAGCAGAGUCCCACGAAGAGGUCUAAUCAGGCAGCAAGUGGAAAACACCUGUGUGGGUGGACUACGGGUGUGUAAGGGGCUUUAGUAGCAGCCAAAAUGGCCCCAUUAAAUGUCUACAAGCCAAGAUGAAAUUAAAAUUUUUAGGGUGUUUUGCAAACGCAUACAUUUCUAGCAGAGGUAGCCUCAGUGGUAAUUGAACCCUGGACCUUGGCACUGUCGGCCCUCAAAGAUUGUUUGAUCGACUGUGAGUCGAACGGUGGCGGUUUGAGUGUUGAUUUGAAGACAGCCUAUGUAUGAAGCUGUUUAAUACCACACACAUACACACACUUUUCCUAGCCUCCCCUCUCUGUCUUAAUGGCUACACUGUGAGAAUGAAUUGAUUAUGAAGAGUUUCAUUCUAAAAUAAUAAUGUUAAUUUGGAAAAUCACUACUCCCUGGCAUGAAGCACAUUUUAUUGUUAAAUUCAUUCAUAAAGCAACAACUAUAGAACCCGCAGAAUAAAACCCUUCACGUGUCUAAAAGCUGAGAUAACAUACUGUUGGUGACGUUGGUGGGACUCCUUCAAUGACGCCCAUUGUUGUGUAUGUAUAUGAUACAUAAACAAGGUGUCUAUAAAGCGUUGUAUAGGUUUGGUCGUCGACGAUAAACCACAGAAAUAAAAUGCGUUGCUGUUCUUACUACAACUAAAGCUAACAUGCUAUUCUGCUUGUGAAUUAAGCUCACAGCACAUCGUCCUCCCAUCUAGCCACAUACUGUAUGUAUCUAGCUACAUACUGUACUUGUCGUAGUGAUACGCAGAGCGUGUAGACAAAGCAAGACACACACACAUGCACACACACACACACACACACACACACACGCAUCAAUGCAUGUCUGCGGGGGAACCGAGAUUGAUUUCUUUCUAGUGGAGACCAUUUUUUUAAAAGAAUGUUUGGUCCAAACUUUCUGUGAUCAAUGCACUUGUUUUUGUUCCUCUUCUUUGUUUUGAAAUAUUAAUCGAUAUGAAUUAGAACGAGAAUUACAAAGCUGACGUUAUAAACAUACAAAUGAAAUUCUAUGUAUUUGUUAAAGUAGUUGGAGGUGCUCGCCUCUGUAUACAGUUAUACAUAGAAAGCUUUAUGUGUAUAUAGCUGCAUCUUUUCUUGUCUGUCCUGGAUGAUUCUUGUGCUAUUGUGUUACAAAACUGAUGUGACACCAGGGGGGAAACUGCAGUACAUUGACCUUUUGCCCUUUGACCCCUUUCUUCUUCUCUGACCCCCUCCUAAUCCCCUUUAGUCCCAUGCCACAUCCUACCUUUCCAACUUUUUGCCCCCAUAGCGUGAAGCAUUGUAAGCGUUUUGAGCUUUGUAAAGGUCUUUUUUUAAAUACUUAUUUUGUGCAUAAUGUAAAACCUGAAAGUGUGUACUUUGGCAAAAAAAAAAAAAAAAAGUUUUGUGUCUGAAAUCAUAGCUUCAUUGAAACAAAAAAAGAAACUAUAAAAAAGUACAACAAACAUUUACUAUAAAUAAUAUGAAAUGUUCUGCAGUAAGGAAGGACUUCUGGUGCCUUACAAAUAAAGUCAAUCAAAUCAUAAGAAA